AUGGCUCCCGUCACUACCGACUUCUGCGCUACAACAUCGGACCACUUUCUUGUGUUGUGCGUGCAAGGGUUCAUGGCACCGUACAAGAGUUACCAGCUGCCAAAGAACCCUCCGAACCGCCGAAGACUCGACAUGUCAACGGUAUCGAUGUCAUCACCGCCGGGCAAGGCGUCUGAACGCCCGCGGCAUUCCAGGCCGGCGGCCCCGUACAUGUGGUCUUGUGGUCAGACUAAACUAGGAAUCGCCGAAAUCAUCCCUCCCGGACAAGACGCGGGCGCGGGCGCGCGCGGGCUCACGGUUGUCGAGAUGGGCGAUCUCGUAAGGAAGUUCGAGGAGGAGAAACAGGACGACCUCCGCCGGCUCGCCGGACUCUUGGAGUGGAUGAGACACAGCGCCCGGGCACAUGGCGCGCCAUGCGUUGCCGUCUUCCACCUUGGCGCUUCCGAACGGGACCGUGAGCCGGGCGAUCACAGCAUACAGAUCCACAGCUCUGGCCCGGAGGAGGUCCCUGUGCUUUUGGACUGGCACGAGGAGCACUUUUGGUCCAAGAAGGGUGUCCACCAGGAGCAUGUUGGGCCCCAAGAGAGGACCAUCGAUGCAGAAAGCCGGCCUCGGAAGGGUGCCAUCCGGCAAUUGGCGCGAUGGCUGGGGCUUUGA
Molecule: messenger RNA, 657 nt
Organism: Diaporthe citri
Lineage: Eukaryota; Fungi; Ascomycota; Sordariomycetes; Diaporthales; Diaporthaceae
Exons: 2
Coding region: 1-657 (218 amino acids)
Source: RefSeq, a predicted model, not a curated record